AGCUACUGUAGUGACCAGAUCCACAGGACAUCUUAAAGCUAUUACAGAUUGCAAACCUGACGAACACCAAAGCCUUUUUACCAUAUCAUCUCAUAUCAUAUCAUAUGAACACUAUUGUACACAUUCCUGUUCAUUAUAUCUCAGUAAAGAUUGCAUCAGUUCAGGAAACCAGCGCAUUUUUCAUUGGGAUUCGGUUUAUACUUGAUGUUAAGCUGUGUACCUAAAGCAACACGCAGCCGAGACAUUACAGUAAAAAGGCUUUAAAACGUUGUCAGAAGCAGUUAAACAGCUUUGAAACGUCCUCCGCAGUAAAAGGACUAAUAACUCCUUUCAGCCACGUGGAGUGAAACGAAAGUGAAACUAAUUUCUCUCACUCACUACAACACUGAUACUUCCUGUGUCCAGUCAUCAUCAUUAUCCACGCUGCCAGCUAAAUCAAGAUGCAGAACACAGGGAACAGCACUCUGACAGUUAACCCUCAAUGCUCCUAUAAGGAAGAUGACACACACAGCUUGCCAAGAAUCAAGUUUAGAUGCACAAGACUGUCUAGAGCAUCCAGUCAUACAAAUCUGACUUCAGCUAGCGCCGAUUCAGCAAGAUCUAAGCAUACUAGUUCUAGACGUUCAAGCAUCACCAGUCUGUCAUCGGCUAGCGACAAAGCGACUAAGGCAAGAGCAAAAGCAGAGGCAGCUUGCGCCAUGGCUUCUUAUGCGGAGCAGGAAGCUGAAUUGAUGAGAGAGCAAGCAAAAAGUGAAUCUGAAGCACUUAAAAAGAAAGCAGAAGUGGAAGCAUCUUUACACUUGCUCAAACAGCAGAAAAACGCGGCAGCAUCCUUAGCCGAGGCAGAAGUUUUCACAAGGGCUGCUGAAGCUCAGUUCAAUGGCAUAGAAAACCAGAUGUCAUCCCACAGCGCAAUCCAAGGCACCCAUGAGUACGUACAGUCACAAGCAACCAUGUACACCGACCAGCAGUCCAAUGACGCACCUAGGUCUUCAUUGACUCCACCAGCAAAAAGCAACUUUGAUACUACGCAACAUUGCAAGACUAAAUCAGAAUCUCAGUGUGGGAAGACAAGUGGUCGCAUGCUUAGAGACCAAUCUGCCAACCCUCCAAGAGUGCAAACGGAUGCUCAUGUACUCCCUCCUCAAGCAAAUACAAGUCUGGAUUAUAGCAGAAAGACUUACAACAGAUGAGAACAACCACCUAAACAAAGUGGAUUCAGACAAGCGCCUUACCAGCCGAAACCAUGCCCUGAGUUUACACCUGAGAAGUAUUCGCCAGACGCAACAAGUGCUAUAGAAGUAGCAAAAUUCCUGAUGCACCGUGAGAUAGUGGGCACUGGUCUCAUGAAAUUCGAUGACCGUCCAGAAAACUACUGGGCCUGAAAGUCAUCUUUCCUGAGCGGUACCCAAGACUUAAAUCUGACAGAGUGUUACGACCAGAGGAUGUGGAUCCUCUGUGUCAGCUGAUAGAGGACUGGAAUUAGUCCAAUAUUGCUGACUGCUGACUCU
Molecule: messenger RNA, 1511 nt
Organism: Bufo gargarizans (Asiatic toad)
Lineage: Eukaryota; Metazoa; Chordata; Amphibia; Anura; Bufonidae
Exons: 2
Coding region: 441-1193 (250 amino acids)
Source: RefSeq, a predicted model, not a curated record